Molecule: messenger RNA, 1149 nt
Organism: Schistocerca americana (American grasshopper)
Lineage: Eukaryota; Metazoa; Arthropoda; Insecta; Orthoptera; Acrididae
Product: prostaglandin reductase 1-like
Exons: 4
Coding region: 1-1149 (382 amino acids)
Biological process (GO): prostaglandin metabolic process
Molecular function (GO): 15-oxoprostaglandin 13-reductase [NAD(P)+] activity
Source: RefSeq, a predicted model, not a curated record
AUGACGGAGGCGCGGAAGAUCGUCAUCGCCAAGAGUUUCGAGGGAGAGCCGAAAGUAACCGACUUCAGGGUCGAGACGGAACGACUGCCAGCUCUGCAGGAUGGACAGAUGUUGUGUGAGACGAGGUAUAUCAGCGUGGACCCCUACCAGCGGGAGGCUGAGGAAAAUCCAUCUGCUGCCAGGGCUGUGGACCUCACACCGACGGUUCCUAGUUGGCUGCUGGAAACGUCCGCACAAGGACAAAGCCAAGUUGACGACGCUCACCUCACCGACGCGCCCUCUGGUGAUUUUGUCGCCAAGACAUCGGAUGAAGUCAUGCGUCGCCUAACGUGCCACACCUCCAGCUUGCUCACACGCAUCGUGGAGAGCCGCGCACCAGGGUACGCGGCAGGACAAUAUGUGGUCGGCUUCUGGGGCUGGCGCGACCGCACGGUGGUUACCUUGGCAGACACCGGCAGCGACAUCCUGCCGCCGAUGCUGGUGCCGGACUACGGGGACCUACCCAUGUCGCUAUCGCUGGGGGUGUUUGGCAUGCCAGGAGCCACCGCCUACUUCGGACUGCUCGACAUCUGCGACCCUAAGCCUGGAGAGACCCUGGUCGUCAGUGGCGCAGCAGGCGCUGUAGGGUCCAUAGUCGGGCAGAUAGCUCGCAUCAAGGGCUGCAGGGUCAUCGGCAUCGCUGGCUCCGACGCAAAGGUGAAUUGGCUGAAGGAGGAGCUGGGUUUCGACGAGGCGAUCAACUACAAGACGUCGGACGUGGAGAAGGCGGUAGCGGCGGCAGCGCCCUCCGGCGUCGACGCUUACUUCGACAACGUGGGCGGCGCCCUGAGCCAAGCCGUGCUGAGCAACGUGCGGCCCCGAGGCCGGGUCUGCCUCUGCGGCAGCAUCUCGACGUACAACCAGGAGAGCGUCCCCACGGCGCCCGUAGCCGUGUCGCAGGUGCAGGACCGCCAGCUCAGGAUGGAGUGGAUCAAGAUGAGCUCCCGGUGGGGACGCCGGGACGGCGCCUUCGCGGAGAUGGCACAGUGGAUCAGGGAGGGCAAGCUCAAGUACAGGGAGACGGUGACCGACGGGUUCGAGAAGACGCAGCAGGCCUUCGUCGGUCUGAUGAAGGGGGAGAACUUUGGCAAGGCGGUCGUUAAAGUGUGA